CCCAGUGUGAUACUGUGUGUCUAUUUUGAGUUGUGUGUCUAAACACACAAUAAAAUCUAGGAAAAUGCUUGGGCAUGUGUUUUAUGUGUCUAUUUGUUUUUCUAACCAUAGCCACAUAAGGUAGUAUGUCCAUGAUCUGUCCAUCAAAUUGUCCAGAACUUGGACAUUACCAUAGGUUGACUUGUACUGUAUUCUAAAAAUGGUUGGUAGAAUAGUUUUAGAUCAUCCAAUCAGACUCAUCUAUAGCUGUGGAAGGAGAGCUUGUGAACAUCCAAUCAGAAAGCUUGUUACAUUGGACUGGUAUUUGCAAUAGCCACACAAUGUUGCAUCAGACUCUUGGUAUUUGCAAUAGCCACACAAAGAAAAUGGAGUCUUCAGGAAAAGAUGUGAUCAGCUGAAUAUUGAACUCAAGAUGAGUCAAAGUUGUAGAAAAGAAACAUCUGCAGCUGAAAUUGUUUGGGCCAAACUGAAGGGGACGGACACGGUUGUGAAAUGGCCUGUGAAGGUUUUCAUGAGAACAGAAACCAAUGCACUGGUUUUUGUAAAUUCAGAUCAAGCAGAACAUCCUUACCAAGAAGAAACGAUUCAAAACAUUGAAAUGUUUUCAAGAAGAUUUAACCUGGGUAAUAGGACAAGAGAAAGGACAAGAGAUAGAUCAAAUGAUGGGACAGGAGAAAGGACAAGAGAUAGAUCAAAUGAUGGGACAGGAGAAAGGACAAGAGAUAGAUCAGAUGAUGGGACAGGAGAAAGGACAAGAGAUAGAUCAAAUGAUGGGACAGGAGAUAGAUCAGAUGAUGGGACAGGAGAAAGGACAGGAGAUAGAUCAAAUGAUGGGACAGGAGAAAGGACAGGAGAUAGAUCAAAAGAUGGGACAUGAGAAAGGACAGGAGAUAGAUCAAAAGAUGGGACAGGAGAAAGCACAGGAGAUAGAUCAAAUGAUGGGACAGGAGAAAGGACAGGAGAUAGAUCAGAUGAUGGGACAGGAGAAAGGACAGGAGUUAGAUCAAAAGAUGGGACAGGAGAAAGGACAAGGGAUAGAUCAAAAGAUGGGACAGGAGAAAGCACAGGAGAUAGAUCAGAUGAUGGGACAGGAGAAAGGACAGGAGAUAGAUCAAAUGAUGGGACAGGAGAUAGAUCAAAUGAUGGGACAGGAGAAAGCACAUGAGAUAGAUCAAAUGAUGGGACAGGAGAAAGGACAGGAGAUAGAUCAAAAGAUGGGACAGGAGAAAGCACAGGAGAUAGAUCAAAUGAUGGGACAGGAGAAAGGACAGGAGAUAGAUCAGAUGAUGGGACAGGAGAAAGGACAGGAGAUAGAUCAAAUGAUGGGACAGGAGAAAGCACAGGAGAUAGAUCAAAUGAUGGGACAGGAGAUAGAUCAGAUGAUGGGACAGGAGAAAGCACAGGAGAUAGAUCAAAUGAUGGGACAGGAGAAAGGACAGGAGAUAGAUCAGAUGAUGGGACAGGAGAAAGCACAGGAGAUAGAUCAAAUGAUGGGACAGGAGAUAGAUCAGAUGAUGGGACAGGAGAAAGCACAGGAGAUAGAUCAAAUGAUGGGACAAGAGAUAGAUCAGAUGAUGGGACAGGAGAAAGCACAGGAGAUAGAUCAAAUGAUGGGACAGGAGAAAGGACAGGAGAUAGAUCAAAUGAUGGGACAGGAGAUAGAUCAGAUGAUGGGACAGGAGAAAGCACAGGAGAUAGAUCAAAUGAUGGGACAGGAGAAAGGACAGGAGUUAGAUCAAAAGAUGGGACAGGAGAAAGGACAAGGGAUAGAUCAAAAGAUGGGACAGGAGAAAGCACAGGAGAUAGAUCAGAUGAUGGGACAGGAGAAAGGACAGGAGAUAGAUCAAAUGAUGGGACAGGAGAUAGAUCAAAUGAUGGGACAGGAGAAAGCACAGGAGAUAGAUCAAAUGAUGGGACAGGAGAUAGAUCAAAAGAUGGGACAGGAGAAAGCACAAGAGAUAGAUCAAAUGAUGGGACAGGAGAAAGGACAGGAGAUAGAUCAGAUGAUGGGACAGGAGAAAGGACAGGAGAUAGAUCAAAUGAUGGGACAGGAGAAAGCACAGGAGAUAGAUCAAAUGAUGGGACAGGAGAUAGAUCAGAUGAUGGGACAGGAGAAAGCACAGGAGAUAGAUCAAAUGAUGGGACAGGAGAAAGCACAGGAGAUAGAUCAAAUGAUGGGACAGGAGAUAGAUCAGAUGAUGGGACAGGAGAAAGCACAGGAGAUAGAUCAAAUGAUGGGACAGGAGAAAGCACAGGAGAUAGAUCAAAUGAUGGGACAGGAGAUAGAUCAGAUGAUGGGACAGGAGCAAGCACAGGAGAUAGAUCAAAUGAUGGGACAGGAGAAAGGACAGGAGAUAGAUCAAAAGAUGGGACAGGAGAAAGGACAGGAGAUAGAUCAAAUGAUGGGACAGGAGAAAGGACAGGAGAUAGAUCAGAUGAUGGGACAGGAGAAAGGACAGGAGAUAGAUCAAAUGAUGGGACAGGAGAAAGGACAAGAGAUAGAUCAGAUGAUGGGACAGGAGAAAGGACAGGAGAUAGAUCAAAUGAUGGGACAGGAGAAAGGACAGGAGAUAGAUCAAAAGAUGGGACAGGAGAAAGGACAAGGGAUAGAUCAAAUGAUGGGACAGGAGAAAGGACAAGAGAUAGAUCAGAUGAUGGGACAGGAGAAAGCACAGGAGAUAGAUCAAAAGAUGGGACAGGAGAAAGGACAAGGGAUAGAUCAAAUGAUGGGACAGGAGAAAGGACAGAAGAUAGAUCAAAAGAUGGGACAGGAGAUAGAUCAGAUGAUGGGACAGAAGAUAGAUCAGAUGAUGGGACAGGAGAAAGGACAAGAGAUUGAUCAAAUGAUGGGACAGGAGAAAGGACAGGAUAUUGAUCAAAUGAUGGGACAGGAGAAAGGACAGGAUAUUGAUCAAAUGAUGGGACAGAAGAAAGGACAAGGGAUAGAUCAAAUGAUGGGACAGAAGAAAGGACAAGAGAUAGAUCAAAUGAUGGGACAGGAGAAAGGACAGGAGAUAGAUCAGAUGAUGGGACAGGAGAAAGGACAAGAGAUAGAUCAAAUGAUAGGACAGGAGAUAGAUCAAAUGAUGGGACAGGAGAAAGAUUUGUUUUAAUUAAUCAAAGUAGUUGUAAGCAAACGCUAAAUUAUGUAUGUAUGAUAUAUAUAUAUAUAAUCAUUUUUAGGGUAAUUGAUACUAUCUUGCUUUUAAGAUGUCUUGUAAUUGGAGGGACAUGACUCAGGCCAAGCUGUAGUGGAGGCCAGCAGUGCUGCUGUUCCAGAUAUUAAUAUGGAAGCAUGUGAUUCCAGUGUAUCAGACGACCCAUUCACUUUUGAUGCAUCAGAUGAGGACGCAGACUUUGAGGAAAAAGAGUUUAAAAAGGAGAGACAAAGGCCAAAGAAAAAGGUUGAAAGGUGCUCCUGGACACAAAAGGAAGUUGGAGAGUUGCAUCAAUAUUUUGACUCUUAUCUUGAAACAAAAACUGUUCCGAAUCUAAAAACAGUCAACACCCAGCUGGCAAAAAUGGCAAAAGCCAACUGUCAAUGUGCUCGAAGAGCAGACCACCUGAUAAUUAAAAAGAUUUCUGCUUUGAAUCACAAGAAAUAAGAUGUCAGACAACAAAUUUGGCGCAAAAGUGUUUUAUACAAGGGACUGCUUGUUGAAAUUAUAAUAUGGCAGUAUAUUUUCAAUAUAGUUACUUUCAGUUAGAUAGAUGAAACGUCUGUCAGGAUUUUUUUUACACACAAAAGGAAGAAACAUUUUAAAGCUUCAUUUCUAUAAUGAACUGUAAAUGUCAUUUGUAUAUACAUGUAUAUACCUGUUUUAGUAUGAUAAGUAUGCUUAAACAAGUUGACACUAAGAUUUUGAAAAGGAGACAUUUUAAACUGUCUUUGGUAAAGUUUACUAUAAUAGUUAAUAUAGGAAUUGGGUUCCAUAGCUGGGACAGUUGCAAUUCUCCUGUUCCAAAAAUGCUGGUAUUUAAUGGUUUUAUCUGUUCAAGCUUUGUCAUUGGAGUCUACUGUUUAGCCUCAGGAAGGGGUUGAAGUUUACUGAUUAUUGUAGAAUAUUUUAGGACAAAACUUGUCAUUUUCUCAAGUAUGACAAUAGACUGAUUUUGACUAAACUUAGCCAAGAUGAUUCAUGAGGGAAGUUGAUUUAACUUUAUAUGAAAGGAGGUCCUAAUUCCUUGGGUUGGGUGGAGGUUAUGAUAGAGACUCUUGCCCAAAAGAGGGAACUUUUGUUGUUCUAUGAAAAGUCUAAAUUACUCUUAUACUUGUUAUGCCAGAGUUGAUUAGUCUUCAGCAGAAAAAAUAAUCAAGGUUGUCAAACAGAACUAUAUUCCAAUGACAGGUUAGAUGAGUGAGUGUUAAGGCCCAUAGACCCUUUGUUUAUUUCAUAAUUUGUCAAUAUUUUCUGUGACAUUAUGGAUCAUAUUUGGUUGGAAUAAAACAAAACAUUUAUCAUGAUGCAAUGUCAGAUAAUAAUAGUGAAAUAUUUAUUACAAACCAUCCUACCAUAUAUCAUCAUCAUUUAAGAUCUGAGCUAAAAAUGUAAGUUUUAUAAAGUCAAAUUGAAUAUUUUUGAUGUAUUAACCAAACUUACAUGGCUGAUAUAGUAUAAAUGACUGAUGAAAAGGACACUGGCUGACAGAUUGUGUGGGUACCGAUAUACCACUAUAGAUGACCUGACCGGUUUAGUUACUAAAUUGUAACUCCUCAGAGGUGAAAAAGGUAAAGUCUGCAGCCCUAUGUAUAGGGAUUGCGGGUGGCGUAGAGUGGCGCAAGGUAGCAUAGGCUGGUGUAAGGACGAGUGGGUGGCGCUCGAUGAAUCAGGGUGGUGUUAGCCGCUCUGUACCACCUGGGGAAUGAGACUCAUGAUAUAGUGGUGAACUCCAGAGUCAAAAGAGAAAUGUCACUUGCAAGUGGUAUAUAUUGUGCAUUGCAAACAUUACAAUAAAUUAGAUGAGGGCGUAUAUGUAUAAACAGGUGGCCGUUACAGUUGAGCAGUAUCGUCUUGAAAGUACUGUGUUGAUGUCCAGUGGCCUAUAUGGUUGGCGGUUUAGUUGCACAGUCUGGUGUGUUUGCAGUGACUACCGGGGGAUUAUCUGAGGGGAAAACAGAAACAAGAAGGGAUAAGUUGUAUUGAUUCUUAAGCAUAGGGUGUGUUUAUUAUCAAUUGACAGAAUUUAGUAGGUACAAGUGUAAGUGUUUUCUUCGUAUUGUAUAGCUUAGAAUACUUAUCUUUGUCAGGUGCAGUAGGGCUGUAUUCUUUAGUUUUGUGAGUUCUCACAUUCCAUGGCUGAUAUAUCUCAGGAUACACAUGCUAGGUUUGGGAUGCUGGAUUUCACCUACAUUCCCUGCUUGGAUGAUCAUGUUUUAUAACUUACAUUCCUGGGUUUGAGGGGUUGAGGUGAGCUUUGUAAUCUUCUAUUACCAAUUUUUUGAUAACUUUCUGUAUAGAUUUGAAUAAAUGAGGCUUACAUUUUUUGCAGGCUUACUUGACAUUAUUUGUUGAAGGUGUUACUUGUAUCUUGUUGUGUUUGACGUUAAUGAUAAUUAAGGUUUACUGAACAGAAUACUGUAAAUGUACAUAUAUUUUAGUGGUAAUCUUAUUUUAGGGAUUUUUGUGCUGAAAACUUUCCACUAAAUUAUGAUUGCGCUAAUUUAAAUUUCCAUUCAUUAUUUUCUAUGGCAAGCAGCUUUUCAUUAUGUUAAUCUGUUUAGAUUUAGUUAUGUGCUAAAAUAUAUUUAUGUGCCAAAAUAAGUAUGUUUACUGUAUAGGUAAGAAAUAUUAAAGGGUUAUAAUUCUGAAAGGUGAAAAAACAUAACCUUUGUUUGACACAAACAACGAAAUUGUAUUUUGAAUAUUAUUUUCGAUUGAAAAUUCAUCAAAGCAAUAAGCGAAAAUAGUGGUGAUUCUGCAUGAAUCAUUGUGUCUUAAUAUGUUCUAAAAGUGGCAGGGUUUGAUAGAGUAAAUCUAGUAUAUAAUUUGUCAAUGCAGCUGUAUCCAGUACUUUCUGUUUUUAUUUCUGUUCCAUCGUAUGCCUAUCAGUUUUGUAUGGCAUGCUAGGAGUUACUUGUAUUAUUUUCAUGUGAUAGAAAAUUGUUAUAUUGUAUUAAACUUUAUGAAAUAAAAGUUGGACUUAA
Molecule: messenger RNA, 6145 nt
Organism: Pecten maximus
Lineage: Eukaryota; Metazoa; Mollusca; Bivalvia; Pectinida; Pectinidae
Product: glutenin, high molecular weight subunit DX5-like
Exons: 4
Coding region: 660-3113 (817 amino acids)
Source: RefSeq, a predicted model, not a curated record